AUGCCCGACGCAACCGACCCCGCUCCUGACACACACAUAACCCCCUCCGUCAACAACCCCAGCUCCGGUUCUAGUCCGGCCCCGAUCAUCCUCCGCUCUGCCACCCCAGAGUCGGAGUUCAACUCUUUGAUCUUCUCCCGCAUCUUCAACCGCCGCCGCCCCGAUCUAUCUUCCUCUGCCAUCCCCUGGCAGCACUCCCGUCAUCCACACGCCUAUUGCAAGCCGCUGACUGUCUCUGACGUUGUGGCGUGUGUUGAUUUUGCUAGGAAAAAAGACAAGCGCAUUGCCAUCCGCAGCGGGGGCCACAGCUGGGCCUGUUGGUCGAUUAGGUAUGACUCGAUUCUGCUGGACAUGAUCGACUUUGAGGGAGGGGUUGGGUCGAUCAGAUGGGAACGCGAGAUGGGUGAGGGGGUGGUGAGCUGUGGUCCGGCUGUGACGUCGGCGGGGUUGAAUGAGUUUUUGGCGGAGGGGGGCAGGAUGUUUCCUGGGGGUCAUUGUCCUGAUGUCGGGUUGGGGGGUUUUUUGCUGCAGGGAGGGAUGGGGUGGAACUGCAAGAACUGGGGUUGGGCGUGUGAAUAUGUAGUGGGAGUUGAUGUCGUGACGGCCGGGCUAGAAGUCUUGCACAUAAACGAGACCAAACACAAGACUUGUUUCACGCUGCUCGGGGUGCGGGGCCAGCCUUUCCUGCUGUCGUGA
Messenger RNA from Podospora pseudocomata, 696 nucleotides. RefSeq lists its product as uncharacterized. The transcript is spliced from 2 exons. The record is from RefSeq and is a predicted model, not a curated record. Gene Ontology annotation, molecular function: FAD binding; oxidoreductase activity. Lineage: Eukaryota; Fungi; Ascomycota; Sordariomycetes; Sordariales; Podosporaceae. Bases 1 to 696 code for a protein of 231 amino acids.